AUGUCAGUUGGUAGAGCGGAGCCUAUCGACUUCUACGAUGACCCUUUGCUUUUGAAUGAUCCCUGGACCUCGCAUGGCUUUUCAGAUGGAUUUCAUUCUAGCAACUUGAUGGACGAUCCGAGCGAUGACGAUGUGCCGCUCCUGGAACCCAUCAGAGAGGACGAUGCAGUUGGACAGUGGUUGUGUGCUUCCUGCUAUAGCCCUGAUUGGAGGCGUAUGGCUGAUGGAUACCGAUGUGCUGCAUGCGGUGGAACCCGCUUUUUCGAGAGCAACAUGGCCUCAAGCGGUGUUUCCGCAGGCACUUGGGUGUUUGUUCCCCGUAAGGGAUCUUUAGCAGAUGCAACCACAAGCACUACAUGUUCAACAGCUGUCCGCAAUUCCAUGCAUUCCUAUGAGCCCAAUCAUGAAGCCGGCAGUGAGAAGCAAGCUGAAUCGGAGCAGCUCACCGAUGAUCCGUGCGUGAACCCUGAAACGAUGUCUGCCAGGACUAGCAGGCGUGAACGACGUCGAGCUCGACGAGCUGCAGGUCCUUCUGGAGAUGCUCUUGCAGGUAGUCGUGGACAAGGCCCUGGCAGUCAUAAGUCUGUUUCUGUGUCCAUUGGAACUCCUGUGAGACUGGCAACCCAAACGACCCCAAACCGAGCAAGCAAUGCUGUCCCUGCUGGCAAUGCAGUGCCCUCGCCGCAACGUACGAGAAGCAGCUCAGACAUGUGGCGAGAUGAGAUGCUUCGAAACCUUGGUAAUCAGGUAACCAAGGACAAGAAUGCAGACUGGACCAUAGACAAAGGUCCGGCCCCUGGAGUCAAAUAUCGAAGUGGCCAACCUCCAGCGCCUCCUGUAUGGCACUAUGCAACAACAGACCUUCGUGCAUUCCAGAAGUGGGAGCGCAGACUUCAGGUGUGGCGCCUUCAGGUGAGUCAUUAUCUUCCACCUCGCGAAGCGGCACUUAUGCUGUAUGUUAACCUGAAAGGCGAGAUGGAAGAGGAGUUGGAAUGGGCUGAUCUUGACAAGAUAGAUUGCGAUACAGGGAUUGACUUCAUUUUGGAUCAGCUUAGACGACCCCUGAAGACGAGGGAGGUUUACCUCAAACGCCAGUACUUGUGGGACUUUGAAGUGAUUCAGCGCCAUCCCCAAGAGAGUGUCCGAAGCUUUUGCAACAGAUAUCAUAGAUGUGAGCGUUCGCUGCUGGCAAUUGGAGUCAACGUCAACAUGAUGUAUGACAGUGAGAGCCGUGGUGUGCGGCUGCUUGACCGACUCCGACUCAACUUGGAGCAGCAGCGGAUGAUUCUCAUCGGAUGUGGCCAGAGCUUGCACUAUGAAGACGUGAAAGAAGCAGCAAUUCUCCAGUUUCCUGAGCACCGUGCAGCCCCAUAUGUUGUCCAGAACCGUGAGUUCGACAGAGGUGGCCGACCAGACUCCGGCCAACAACAGCAACCUCGAUCUGACAACCGUCCUGCACAGGGAAAAGGCAACAAAGGCAGCGGUAAGCAAUACGGCAAGGGUAAACCUUCCGACUCCAAAGGCAAGGGCAACUCAUAUGUCCGCAGUGCCUACGUUGCCGAGAACACAGAAGAUGCUCAGGAGGAACACCACGAAGAGGAUGGAGAAGCAGCUGCUCAUGACGAAGCUGAAGAUCAGGGAGAAGACUAUGAAGAAGGUGGCGAUGCAGCCAACCACAAUCAAGAUGAUGCUGAUGAAGCACCACAGGAAGAUGCUGACCUUGAGCUAGCCGCACACUGCUUGACCGUCACAGCCAGACGUUUGAGUGGGCUGCGACUUGGCAGGAAAUUUUCUGGCCAAGGCAACAAGUCAAUAGCUGAGCGGAAACAAACGUCGCAUUGUGCAGCAUGCGGCGCCAAAGGUCAUUGGCAGGGUGAUCCAGAAUGCCCUCACUCAAACAAUUCAGCUGGCAAUGCGGCUGACUCCAAAAGUGGUGGCAAGACUGGUGCAAAAUCUAGCAACCAGGAUGACCGCAAGUCCUCCGGCGCGAAAAAGGUGAUGACCGUUGUGCAUGCUGAUGGUGUUGCACGGCAAGCUGCUGUGGAAACCACCAAGAAGGAAGCCUUCGGCACAUAUUUCACUUUCAUGGUUUCUUCACCUGGCCACAAUUUGCACCAGAUCUAUGCAGCAAAUUUGAGUAGCUUUGACCAUUUCGUUGUGCUGGACACUGCAUGCCAACGUACCUGCUGUAGCUCAACAUGGUUUGCUUCCUGGCAGGCGUACGUGGAGAACCUACGGUUCCGUGCUAAGCUUUCAGAAUGUCAUGAGCCUUUUGAAUUUGGGCACGGUCCAACUCAGUACAGCAAGCAGCAUGCAUAUCUUCCAGCGUGUUUUGAUGGCAGCUCCAGUACUUGCUCACUGCUGGGUGCCUGCAUCAUUGAGACCUCCAAUGAUAUCCCACUCCUAGGCAGCAAUGUUCUUUUGGCAAAGAAGCUCAAAGCCACUUUGGAUUUGCCCAGGCAGCGAGCUCAUUUAGCCACUUUUGGAUGCGAUGUUCCCAUUGCAGUCAUCAAUGGUCAUUUGGCAUUAGACAUUGCUGCGUUUUCACAACAUGCACACGAGUUUUCAUGUUGGAACGAGUUGGCAACUUUGAGUGAUGAAGCUGACCGUGAUCCAGAAUUUUUGUGCGUGUUCCCAUCAGUGCUCAAGCAAGAUCAAGCAGGUGUUCAAGAACACGCCCAUGGAAUCAGUCCGAGCUCCACCUCUAUGGCUUCAGCGCUGGAAGAAUUUUGUGGCCACCAUCUUCCAGGCAGAGAUGAUCCUGGCACAAGUUAUGGUAAAGGCGUGUCGCCUGAGGAUCCGCAACAGGUCCUGGCUGCACUACCAAGAUCCGCUGCACAUGGAGGAGAAAGAGAUGUUGUUCACCAGGGCGACAGGCCCAUGCCCACACGACCAGCUUCAGCGGUCGGGCAACAAGCACGGGCGGUACAGCAAGUGCCUGCAGUGCGGCAAGAAAUGGACUUGGGACGACGACGCCAAGCUGUGGACAGAACCAAAAGUCUCCUCAAGACAGCAGCAGCUGCCUUUACCGUCCUCAUCUACGGCAACAGUGUUCCAGGACAAGGCCUACACACCAGCUGCAUCGAUGGGACUCAAGACCUGGGACUUGACACCACACGCCAUCAAGGACCAGCCUUUGAGUUCAGCAGCAGCUGCCAAGAAAGCUGCAGCCAAGCGUGGAGCCAAGCCCAAGAAGAGCCCAUCAAAGAGGCAGAGCCGAUCCAUGGAAGAGGACGGGGACUCGGACUACGACUGGAGCCUUCUGGAAUGAAGACAAAGACAUCCACUGGUGCGUCCAAGACAGGGAAUCGAAUUUGGCUGACCGGCUAUUUGAGAGCCUGCCAGAAGACGUACCAGCGUGAAGUUGAUGCCUAUGAAUGCUUGGCCAGUCAUCAUGACUAUAAAAGGGCUGGAAGCAAGGUCGACCUCAUGGACUUUCUCGAGGUCUUUGCCGGCACGGGGAUUGUCACAGACCUUGCAUCGAGCUUUGGACUUUCAGCUCUCCAACCCUUCGACCUACUCUAUGGCCAAGAUCUCAAAGAUCGCCAUGUUGUCCACCAACUCCAUCAAACAGUUGAUCAGUUCAGGCCACUGCUCACUUUGAUAGCAUGGCCAUGCACUUUCUGGAGCAUCUUCAACCAGAAUAUGAAUUACAGUUGGCGGUUGCAUGAACUUGAAGAACUCCGUGAGUCCGACCGCCCAUUGGUCGACCUUGGUUGCGACCUGGCUGAGAAACAAAUGGAUGAAGACCGGCUGUUCCUAGGUGAGACCCCUCUACGAUCAGCCAUCUGGGACGAGCCUCGUGUUGUUCGCCUCCGAAAUCGGCCAGAUGUGAUUGAGGUGGAAUGCGAUGCUGGUGCGUAUGGGGCUGAAACAGUCACUGGCGAGCCAAUUGCGAAGCCACACAGGUUCAUCACCAACAGCCCCAUUCUGGCUCGACUUCUCUCACUCAAGCUCACCCCAGAGCAGAAGAUGUAUACCACCAAAGUGGAAGGCCGCCACACCAAGGCCUCAGGACAGUACUGUCAUGGACUUGCUUGUGCUAUCCUUGAGGGCCUUCGUGAAGAAGCACGCCUCCGAAACCCCCAGAGGUUCCAACUCAACCACGAGGUGUACUACGCGGCCCCAACAACUCAUGAAGAGGACUGGACGGCUGCUUUGAAUGAAGCUGAGAAGAGGUUCGAGAACACCAGCAAACGACCUCUGAUCCUUGCCGAAGGAGACAUUCUUUACCAACAAGUUCAAGAGCUGGUUCCAUGGAAGCUCAACCGCAUUCAGUUGGCCUGGCUGCCUGGCCAACGAAGAUGGCCAACUGAAGUGCCAUUCACCCACCGCGGCUGUGCAUACCGCGACGCUAGUGGAAGGUUCGCCAUUGAGCAUGAAGACCUCACAUCAGUGCCAUACCCGAAACAGAAGUUUAUCAACCCUGUUCGAGUGGCAAUCUUCUUCUAUGGCGAAGCUCCAGAAGAACCAGCGGAACGACUUCAAUUUGAUGAUGACCGCGAGAUCCCUACCACUGCCAAGGUAGCAGGUCUCAACACUGACAUCCACUUCGAAGGUGGUCCUCCAAUGUCCCGAGAGAUGAGGAGCUCUUUGGCAAGACUUCAUUGUAAUCUUGGUCACGCUCCCAAGACCGAGAUCAUCCGCAUUCUUGCCGCUGCCGGCAAACUUGACAGCAAGAUUCUUGCUGGACUUGAUGCAUUGAGAUGUGGCACUUGCAAGAGGCUCACAAAGCCCACAAAGCCACCAACUUCCUCAACAGCAAGUGCAUCGAGAUAUGCUGGCGCAUUUGGAGAACACCUCCAAGCUGACAUCAUCUACAUUCGACUUCUAGACGGAUACGCAUGUCCAGUACUUGGAAUGGUCUGCAUGUCCACCAAUUACCAUGCAGCGAAGACUUUGCAGAAUAGGAGCCCUGAGCACCUUCUCGAAGUCAUGCAGGAGAUUUGGUACCGACCACUCGGUCUUCCAAUUUCCAUCACAGUCGACUCAGACACAGCCUUCUACGGUGUCAAUGAACAAUGGCAUCAACAAAUUGGCGUUGAGUUUGACAUCAUUCCUGCCGAAGAAGCUCACAAGCUCGGCAAGAUUGGCCGAAGAAAUGCCCUGAUGCGAACUCUGUCUGAGAGGCUGAUAGACCAGAACGGUGCCACCAACAAAGACCAACUCAACAACAUUCUCACUGCAGUGCUCCACAGCAUGAACAACUCCACCUACAGUUAUGGUCGUUCACCAUGUCAGGCAGUUUUUGGACGAAUGCCCCGACCAGUUGGAGACCUGCUGUCGGACGAAAAGGCCCUAGCCAUUACUCCUCCACUUGAAGGAGCUCAGCUAUCUUUGAGGCCUGAACUCCUGCGAGCAGAAGCGGUGACAGCUUUGGCGCAGUUUUCUGCUUCACAGGCUAUUCGUCGAGCACUGCUGAGAAAGACGAGAAACCAAAAGGACUUCAGCCAUCUCGAACCUGGCCAGGCAAUAGCCUUUUGGAGACAAAGCGCCAAAGCUCGCCAACACAAACGUGGAGCAUGGUGCCUUGGACGUUUCCUUGCACUCGACCCAGAUCGGAAAUCUAUGUGGGUGCAAGUUGGCAAAAACUCCAUCCGCAUUGGCAACACCCAGGCUGAGAACAACAUCGCUCAAGGCCUUUGGAGCGAUGAAGUCGAAGAUGGCCCCAGAGAAGAAGAUGCAGCCGAUAUUGAAGCCGACAUCUUCCAAUUCCGGCGACAAUUUCCACAACGACUUGAAGAUGAACCCGAUGACUGCUAG
Molecule: messenger RNA, 5763 nt
Organism: Cladocopium goreaui
Lineage: Eukaryota; Dinophyceae; Suessiales; Symbiodiniaceae
Source: the annotation of a GenBank genome assembly